CGGAGCCGGAGCCGGAGCCGGAGCCGGUGCAGAGCCGGGCAGCGCCGCCCUGCCCCGUCCCGCGGGGAGCCGGCAUGGAGUGAGAGCAGCGUGCCGCCGCCAGGAGAAGUCCAAAAGAGAAACAGAGAUGGCCAAAUUGACAGAGUCAAUGACUAACGUACUGGAAGAAGACUCAAUGGAGCAGGACAUAGAGAGCCCUGUCACUAUUCAUCAGCCAAAGUUGCCCAAACAAGCUAGAGAGGAUCUGCCAAAAAAUAUAAACAAAGAAUGUGCCAAGAGAAAAAUCCAGAGGUAUGUUAGGAAAGAUGGGAAAUGCAACGUCCACCAUGGGAAUGUCAGAGAGACUUACCGUUACUUGACUGACAUCUUCACUACCUUAGUCGAUCUCAAGUGGAGGUUCAACCUGUUGAUUUUUGUCAUGGUUUACACUGUGACCUGGCUCUUCUUUGGAAUGAUAUGGUGGCUAAUUGCCUACAUGCGAGGAGAUAUGGAUCAUAUAGGGGACAGCACGUGGACCCCAUGCGUCAGCAACCUCAAUGGGUUUGUCUCAGCCUUUUUAUUCUCAAUCGAGACAGAAACCACCAUUGGGUAUGGUUACCGGGUCAUCACGGACAAGUGUCCCGAGGGAAUUAUUCUGCUUUUAGUGCAGUCUGUUUUAGGUUCUAUCGUCAACGCUUUCAUGGUUGGCUGCAUGUUUGUGAAAAUAUCCCAACCCAAGAAGAGGGCAGAAACCUUGGUUUUUUCUACAAACGCAGUUAUUUCCAUGCGGGAUGGAAAGCUGUGUCUGAUGUUCCGAGUAGGAGACCUUAGGAAUUCACACAUUGUAGAGGCAUCAAUACGAGCCAAGUUGAUCAAAUCCAAACAGACAAAGGAGGGGGAAUUUAUACCACUCAACCAGACAGAUAUCAACGUAGGUUAUUACACAGGGGAUGAUCGUCUCUUUUUGGUUUCACCACUGAUCAUCAGCCAUGAAAUUAACCAGCAGAGUCCUUUCUGGGAGAUUUCCAAAGCCCAGUUGCCCAAAGAGGAGCUAGAAAUUGUUGUAAUCCUAGAAGGAAUGGUGGAGGCAACAGGAAUGACCUGCCAAGCUCGAAGUUCAUACAUUACGAGUGAGAUCCUGUGGGGUUACCGUUUCACCCCUGUCCUCACUCUGGAGGAUGGAUUUUAUGAAGUUGACUACAACAGUUUUCAUGAAACGUAUGAGACCAACACACCAGUUUACAGUGCCAAAGAGCUGGCAGAGAUGGCCAGCCGAGCAGAACUGCCCCUGACGUGGUCUGUUUCCAGCAAGCUGGACCAGCAUGCUGAGCUGGAAACUGAAGAGGAAGAAAAGAAUCAAGAAGACCAAAAUGAAAGAAAUGGUGAUGUGGCCAACUUGGAGAAUGAGUCCAAAGUGUAGAACCACCGGAGGCAUAAGGGCCACACCACUUCCUUUAUCUUCUCCCUCUUUGCUCCCCUUUUCUUUCUCCAACGUGCUUUUUUUUUUUCUUCCUCGUUAUUCUUAAUUCCGGGAAAAUAAAUACUUAAGAUGCGAAAUACCUACCUGCCCAAUUUAAACUCAACAGAUUCACAGACUAGGCAAAGGCGUGAGUUAAAGCUGCAAUACCCAUUAUCGACGGUGGAAUCUCGAUCCCCACCCUGGUAAUGACUGCUGGCUUCCUCGGCACCUCUCUGAGUUCAGACCUCCAGGUUUAUUCACAUCAACAACAAAAAAAACCCCAAAGCGAUGGGAAUAUAUACAAGGGAUUUAAAAGGAAAGACUAAUUAAUGCUCAUCAAAGUAAUGGGCCUUGGCUCCAGUUUUGACGUAUUUCAGGAGAGUUUCACAAACUGAGUGACAGGCCUCUAUGAAAUGGGCCUUGCAGCUUUAAGACAAAGGUGAGCAGAGGGAUCUGCAAUCCAACACAAUACUGUACAUAUGCCUUAUGUAAUUACUUUCUCUUUACAUUUAGUAAUAAACACCGCAUGUACAAAAGCACUGUAGUAAAGAACUUCUAAAUAAUGUACAUAGAUGUGUAAUUAAUGUAGGUUUAGAAACAGAGUUCUAGAAAUAUUGGGAUGCAAAAACUAACUACCCAUCGAGUAGGCAUUUCUCUUCAAAUAUUUGGAGUGUAAUAUUGAUUUUUUUUUUUUUCCCCUAUAUCUAUGGCUCUUCUAGUGCAUGACAUUUUCUUCAGUGUACCAGACUGGCAGCUAUUUAGAGUACCUCACUGUUUGCCAAACAGAUCGUUUCACUGACUCUAAAAAGCCAUAAGUCUGGGAGAGGGCAGAGUAGAGAAACUGUAACAUAAUUACUGAUAUACUGUGAAAAUGUUUACAAAUAAGGCAAACUGUUCCUGGUUCUUUUUUUGGCAGUUCAACCUAAAAUUUAGGCUGUGGCAAACUCAUGGCAAGCCAGAAUUUCCUGUAUACUCUUAAUAUAGCAAGCAUGUUUCAUGUGGAGGUAUUAUCCUUUAUGUGCAAUAUCUAGGGAAACUUCUCCCUUCUCCCCACCCAAACCACGGGAUUUCAGCAGUUUGCUACACAAACAGCACAAGCCAUUGAAAACCCAACGUUGCACCUUAGCAAGUAGGUUUUUAGCUACUCAGCUGGGAAAGAAACAGCUGAAUUUCAUCUGAAGCCAUAAUCAAUGAAAUUCAUCUGUUGACAGCGCCGGUGCUUGGCCGGUCCGGCAGAGUCACGGAGGGUGCAACAUCCCUGGGUAUAUGCUUCAGCAGGGUUUCUCAGCCAAACACACAGCUCCUGCCACCCGUGCUCAGGAGAGUGGUUCCCUAAUGACUUUCUCCACCUUGGGUUAGCUCCCUGGCUGUUGUAAAUCCGUGUAAAUCCUGUACAUUCCAACCUGACAACUUUAAAAUAAACGGGCAGUGAUAAUUUGCAUAGCUUACACGGCAACACUCAUGCGAGUAGGGGAGCUGAUGUGUACGGUCACAGUUCCACGGACACGCUCCGUAAGGGGCUGCUCACACCGUGCGGCAUUGCCCAGUGCUAAGGACCGCUCAGCCAGGCCCUGCGUGCAUAAAAUACUACCUGUUGAAAAAAGCAAUGCUUUCGGUGGGCUUUCACUCAGGCCCAUCAAGAACAGCAUUUCUGUCAGCAAAGGAGAAGAAGCUGCAGCCUUAAUUUCAUUUUUUUUAUACCUGCCUACUCCGGAAAGAAAGAAUACACUGAAGAGAAUCUGAAGCAUUUUUGUACAGAAACAUUUACAUUAAAAUAGAAGAGAAAAAAAAUAACCUCAGGAGAAACUCAGUGGGCAGGUGGAAAUUUUGCACUGUGAUAUAGCUUUCACAUUAAAUUCACAUCUAUUUUCCUUUUUUUUUGCUGAAACAACUGCCCCUUGUUAAUUUUCAUGGACUGUGGCUAAUUGGCAGGGGUUUCUGCAGGUCCUCGAGCUGUGCUUCACGCUGAGGCGGGCAGCAUAGGGUGCGGGGAAAGGGUUGCAUACCAGGUACUGGCAGAUCAGGCUGGAUGGAAAGAGUUUUUUGUUUCAGCUCUGAACAUUUUCCCUAAAAGGCUUUUACAAAGCAGCAUGAUGUAAGGAAUGGUGCAGAAUAUGGAUUUUUGUUCCCUCCACCUGGGAUGGCUGAUUCUGCCAACGCAGUAAAGGUCACUUACACUUAAUUUUUGUGAAAUAACACUCAUUUUGCUACAGACCUUUCAAAGUUUGUUCUGCCCCAGCACCAGCAGCUGCCGAGUGCACCAGUUCAUCCAUCCCAGCCCACCCGUAAGGUUACCGGUGAGAGGUACUGAGCAUUUUGAAGGAAGGGUGGCUCCACAGCUCCACUAGAAGACAGAAGCCUUCUAGCAGAGGAGCCGGGGGGAGCGCAGCAUCAGUAGCGACGAGCCACCCAUGUGUGUCAGUCCUAGCGAAAGGUGUGCGAGCUGAAAGCUAACCAUUCCUCUGAGGAUAAACCUGCUUUUUGCUCUUGUAAUUUACUGGGCCACUCUAUAAUUCAUUGCUGCAGUUUAACAAAAGUUUGCAUUAAUUAGAACAGCAGCUCAGGGCCCUAAUUAAACCUUUUUUUGUCCUUUAGCACAAAAAAAUAGACUUUCCGCCACUGGGGCAUGCGCAUGUGUAAGCUAUAUUUUUGUGAAUAGGGCACUUAAAGCUUAAGGUGUGUGUGUUCGUCCUUUCUCUCUCUCCCCCUGUAUUUUAUUGUCUUUGGUAUUAAUGUAGUAUGGACUGUAAAGUUUAUGAAAUCUCAUUUUUGUAACAUAAGCUUAAAAAAAAAUAGAAGCCUCCAAAGCUUUCAACGGGGAAGCUUCACGUAAUCUUUGUACUAGAAUGUCCCUAUCAAACACCUCUAUUUUUCUACAAUGAUUGAUUAAGCAGUUUAACAAUGUAUUUUGUGUCAAUGAUUUCAACUGAACUGGUAAAAAAAUAAUUAAGAAUUGAAUGCUGUUAAUUAACAAUGGAUUUUCAAGCCGUAUAUACUGAGUGGUGUUUUCAUUAACAGUAAAUAACUUAACCUGGGAA
Molecule: messenger RNA, 4476 nt
Organism: Harpia harpyja (harpy eagle)
Lineage: Eukaryota; Metazoa; Chordata; Aves; Accipitriformes; Accipitridae
Gene: KCNJ6
Product: potassium inwardly rectifying channel subfamily J member 6
Exons: 4
Coding region: 128-1399 (423 amino acids)
Biological process (GO): regulation of monoatomic ion transmembrane transport; potassium ion import across plasma membrane
Cellular component (GO): plasma membrane
Molecular function (GO): G-protein activated inward rectifier potassium channel activity
Source: RefSeq, a predicted model, not a curated record